AUGCCCUGGGGACUGAAGGGUGGUGGCUAUGGACUUCACCUGGCCUUUCUGGGCUUGCACAGUGACAGCCUUAAGUUUUACGUGCAGCAGGAAAAUAAGGAUUUCGCGCCCCCUGUUGGCAAAGUCAGCCUUCGGAAAGAACUGGCCAACUUCUUGACCUACUACUCCAAGGCACCUACACCCCUUGAUCCAGAAAAUGUGGUGGUUCUAAAUGACUGCAGCUCAGUCUUGUCUUCGCUGGCCAUGGUUCUGUGUAACCCAGGUGAUGCCUUUCUGGUCCCUACACUGUACUACAGUACCUUCGCCUUUAGCUCCUACCUUUAUUCGAAAGUUGAGCUUAUUCCUGUCCACUUGGAAAGCUAGGUCAACGAGGCCAACUCGUAUUUUUUCAAACUCACCGUGGAUAAGCUGGAACUUACCCUGACUCAGGCUAAGAUGAAGGCAAAAGAGGUCAAAGGCCUUGUGCUACUCAACCCCCAGAAUCCUCUGGGUGAUUUCUACAACCAACUGAUGAUGAAAGAUUACCUGGCCUUUGCCAAGAAUCACAAACUACAUGUGAUCGUAGACGAGAUUUACAUGCUGUCUGUGUUUGAUAUAGCCGUCAGAUUUCGCAGUGUUCUGAAUAUGAAACACUUGUCUGACCCUAACAAGACACAUAUGAUCUGGGGCACCAGUAAGGAUUUUGGCAUGGCUGGCUUCCGCUUUGGUGUUCUCUAUACACACAACAAGGAGGUAGCCUCUGCCGUGAGAGUGUUUGACUACCUCCACGGUAUCUCUGGCAUUACACAGUACAAGCUGUACCAGCUGCUCCAGGACAAAGAAUGGAUAGACUGGAUCUACCUGCCUAUGAACCACAGUUGGCUCCAGAAGGCUUACGUCUAUGUCACUAAGAGGCUGGAGAGGCUGAAGAUCCCUUUUAUCACGGGUGGCUGUGGUCUCUAUGUCUGGAUCAACCCCUCCCCCCCUCUCCCCCUCACUCCUCCCCUCACUCCUCCCCUCACUCCUCCCCUCACUCCUCCCCUCACUCCUCCCCUCACGGGGCAGUCUGCCCCAGCGUCCCGGAAGUCGGGCCAAGAGGAUAUCACGCGCGAAACCCAGAAAGCAGACGCCCAAAGUAGGUGCGAUUCCCCGCGCUGUGCACCAAAGGGGCGGCUUGGUUGCCCUGUGCUCUUGAACGCUGCUGCUCUUGGGUCUGGAGUCCUGAGUGCGGUCACACAGGCUCCGCGGGCCAGGAAAACCCCCGGGCGGGCCCUGCAGACCACUCUGGCUAGAUCGCUAGGCGGGAUUGAGCCCGCCUCCCACCCAUACUGUCUUGCGCUCCUGCUGGGUUCUGGCUGCGCCCAGCUCGGCAGUGCUCUUCCUCCGACCUGGGCUGUCGUGGAGCAGAAUGUGUGCUUCUCUGAAGUCCCGCCACCUUGGGGAGGCCCCUGA
Peromyscus californicus insignis is the source of this 1431-nucleotide messenger RNA. Its product is annotated as probable inactive 1-aminocyclopropane-1-carboxylate synthase-like protein 2. Lineage: Eukaryota; Metazoa; Chordata; Mammalia; Rodentia; Cricetidae. The record is from RefSeq and is a predicted model, not a curated record. Gene Ontology annotation, biological process: amino acid metabolic process; biosynthetic process. Gene Ontology annotation, molecular function: transaminase activity; pyridoxal phosphate binding. The transcript is spliced from 11 exons.